GCGCCACUGUGCUCCUCUUUUUUUAUUUUUCUCCCUAAAAAAUAUUUCCAUUUAGUAGUAGUAUUGUUUCUUGACCAACACACAAACCCAACUCCUCUAUCCCACCCACAGCCACCACACCCAUCAGUUUUCCGGGGUUUUCUUACCCCUCUCUCUGUUUCUCUGCUCCGUCAAAACACCAGCCGGGAAAUUUUUGGGUAACCCAUCACAACAAAGUCCUCGUCUUGGGUUAAAUUCCGAGGUGGGGUUUUUUUUUUUUCUGAUUAGAGGACGGGAGGGAGGGGGUUUAAGGAGGGUUUUUUUUCUUCUCUCUGGAUCGAUCGAGAUGUUGGUGACGGCGGCGGGUUCGGAUCUCGUCGGCGGUGUUGGCGCCGGCGAUUUCAAGUGGCCGCCUGGGUUCAGGUUCCAUCCGACAGACGAGGAGCUGAUUCUCUAUUACUUGAAGAGGAGGAUCUGUAGGAGGAAACUGAGGCUUAAUGUCAUCUCCGAGCUUGAUGUUUACAAGUGGGAUCCUGAGGAUUUGCCUGGGCUGUCGCUAUUAAAAACUGGAGAUAGGCAGUGGUUCUUCUUCAGCCCUAGAGACCAUAAAUACCCUAAUGGAGGAAGAGGAAAUAGAGGAACUGCACAGGGAUACUGGAAAGCCACUGGGAAAGAUCGUGUCAUCACAUGCAAUUCCCGGAAUGUUGGGGUGAAGAAGACCCUAGUUUUCUAUCGAGGCCGUGCUCCUACCGGUGAGCGAACAGAUUGGGUCAUGCACGAGUACACUUUAGAUGAGGAGGAACUGAAGAGAUGUCCUAAUGUCAAGGACUACUACGCACUUUACAAAGUUUACAAGAAAAGUGGACCUGGUCCCAAAAAUGGUGAGCAAUAUGGAGCUCCGUUCAGAGAAGAAGAUUGGGUGGAUGAUGAGACAGCUGUCGUCUCUGUUCCUGAAGUUCCUGCUAGCAAGAGAAACAACAAGUUACCUCUUCCUCCUCCUGUUUGCAAUGAGAAAGCUGUUGUCUCCUUUCCAGAAAUUCCUGCUAGCAAAAGAAACAACAAGUUACCUCUUCCUGAUUGCAAUGAGAAAGCUGUGUGUCCAGUCGAGCCAUCAUCAGAUGAUCUUUUUGACCUAAUUAGGGAAAUUGUCGAGGAACCCAUAUGUGGCCAACCACCAGUAGUCACGGAAUUCUGUCCGCUGUUCCAGGUGGAUGCUGAAGGAGGAGCAGGGAGCACAGUGGUUAAUUCCUCUACAAGAGAUUUCACCAUCCCCAGUCUCAUUGAAGCUUCUUCUGGGAAUGGUCAGCAUGACAAUCAGGCUAGCUUUGACUUUGAACGGUCAGAUUUAUCCAGGUUGGAACAGCAUGAGACACCUGAAGUCACUUCUGCAGUUAACAACCCUGAACGUCUUCUUCUGUUGAGCGAGGGGGAUUUCCUGGAAAUGGACGAUCUACUUGGGCCAGAACCUACGGAGUCUAACCCCGAAAAUCCAUUGCCAGCUGUUAGUUCCCAUGUCGGGGAACCUGCUGAGAAUUCACUGUUCGAUGGUCUUGACGGAUUAUCUUCUUUAGAGCUAUAUCAUGAUGCUGCCAUGUUUCUAAGAGACAUGGGACCUCUCGAUCAGGAUACAAUGUCACAAUCUCAGGGAAAUAACGUGGUUGAUGAAAUGGGUUACCAGUAUCAGCAUUCGGCAGUAAACCAGAGUAAUUGUGAAGCGCAGCUUCAGUUUGAUUACUCUUGGCAACCCGAAUAUACGAUGAAUGAAGUAGGCCAGAGCCUGCAAACACAAUCAUGUAAUGGAUUCUACUUCAAUAAUAAUCUUCAAGGGGGUGAUCUGAAGACCAAUGGUGGACAGAAUUAUGGAGCUAACUCCCUACAAACUUCAGGUAUGAUUUGUGAUUCUAUCGAACAUUAUCCCGGAGUAAUUCAGAAUCAAGCCGGGAAUACUAAUAAGGAUGAUACUUCUGGCUGGUUCUCUUCCGGACUGUGGUCUUUUGUCGACUCAAUACCUUUUGAACCUGCAUCAGCUGCCGAGAAGCCUCUAGUAAAUAAGGCUCUGCUGCAGAUGCCAAGCCUAACAAGGUUGAGGAUGAACGUAGUAAACCCUAACUUAGAAGUUGCUCAAGCUGGCAAUGCUGGCGGUACUGCAAAUGUAAGGAGGUCAAGGGCGAACAAAGGUCUGGUGGUGUUGUCGUUGUUGGGAGUCUUAAUUGCUGUUUUGUGGGUGUUGAUAGGGAACAUAAAACUCUUCAGUGGUAGAUCAAUAUCGACAUGAAUAAACGCGUGGAAAGAGUGUUGUUUAGGGUUAGGUUCGUCUCAGCAGUAAAUAUUCAUCUUCUAUGGGGGUGUAUGGCUCCAAAAAUUUUGAAGGUGCCUUAGGAAGUUGGGGAAGGUACUGCAAAGUUGUAGGGUUGGGUAGGGAAAUGAGAUGAGAUGAAUUUAGGUGACCUGAGACCUGGUUCUUAUGAAUAUUGGAAUAUCAGUAAGAAUCGUUUAGUACAUGUCUUCCUGAAAGUUUUUACAAUGUGUGCAUGACUACUUGCAAAUUAUAACCCUUCCAGGUAGAAUAACAAAACCGAGAUCGAGUUGUAGUAUCGUGAUGUACAUUGUGUUGCAAUCAAAUAUGCAUUUGGUA
Molecule: messenger RNA, 2614 nt
Organism: Linum trigynum
Lineage: Eukaryota; Viridiplantae; Streptophyta; Magnoliopsida; Malpighiales; Linaceae
Source: the annotation of a GenBank genome assembly